AUGGGUUCAAUUGUAAUGGAAUCAGAAGACAUUGUUGCCUACAUGAAUGGUGACAUUCGGCAUAACGCCUUUAAAAACUUGAGCACCAUAUGUACAUUUGCCAACCGAGUUCAUUGCACCAGCGUUUUCAACGGAGCUAACCCUUUGGACUUCUCAGUUUCUCUUCUUUUGUUUCAACUUGGAAUUUCUUCUGGAACUAUCCUCCUGUUUUCUCAGCUUCUUAAGCGACUCGGCCUACCCCUCAUCGUCUCCCAAAUUUUGGGCGGUGUAGUUCUAGGUUCUUUUGGUCUAGGCCACUUGGAGAAAUUUAAAGAGAAGGUUUUCCCACUCAGAGGAUUUAUUUGUCUUGAUGUUGUUUCUGCACUUGCCCAUAUUUUUUACUUCUUCCUAAUUGGACUGCAAACAGAUAUCUCAAUUUUGAAGGAGAUUGACAUCAAAGCAUUUGGUAUUGGAUCUUGUUCUACCAUUUUUUCUGUGAUUCUUAUCAGCAUUUACUCUAUGUUCUUGUCUACUAUUGUUGACGUCAAAUAUCUCCAACACAUUUUUGAGCUUGCUAGCUUACAGUCAUUUAUCAGCUAUCCCAUGGUUGUUUCCCUUCUUUAUGAGCUUCAUUUGAUAAACUCCAAGUUUGGGAGAAUUUCUUUGUCAGCAUCCAUGGCUUCUUCUCUUCUCAAGAUAUGUCUUCCAAUACUUUCAGCUAUAAGGUCUACAAAUGGUGAGACCGAAAAUCUUGCCUCAUCAAAAGUUGUUUCUCUUGUGAUGCUUAUAUUUCUCAUCGUUUAUGUUAUUCGACCUGCCACUUUAUGGAUGGCAAAGGAAAAUCCGAUUGGACAACCAUUGAAGGAAUAUUUUGUGAUUACGUUGAUUUUGGGGGUGUUGGUGAUUGCCUUCUGCUGCCAAACCUUUGGUUUGAGAAUCUAUUUUGCUUCUUUUCUUCUUGGAUUUGUAAUACCUUCAGAGCCUCCCAUUGGAUCAACAUUGAUAGAGAGACUUGAGUUCAUCACCACUUGGAUUUUCAUGCCCAUCUUCUUUGUUAGAAUAGGUUUGGUCAUUGACAAUAUCUACACCAUCAAACUCGCAAAUUUGUUAUCAGUGUCCUUCAUUAUCUUUAUCAGUGCAUUGGGGAAGUUUUUAGGUUCCCUUAUUAUUUCUAUGUACUACAAAUUUCCUAUGAGAGAUGCCAUAUCGCUCGGCCUCAUCUUGAACAGUCAAGGGGCUUUCGAGCUUACUAUGUUUAAAGUAAUGAAGAAAGAAAAGUUGAUAGAUGACGAAGCUUUUGUUGUUGCAUCCAUAAGCAUAAUGAUCAUUCUUGCAAUUAUCACUCCGAUAAUAAGAUAUCUCCUUCGUCCUUCGAAAAGGUAUAUAGUUCACAAGAGAAGAACAGUGAUGCACUCAAGACCAGAGUUUGAUCUUUGUGUAUUAGUCUGCAUUCAUGACCAAGAAGAUGUCCCAAGUGUCAUUAACUUACUUGACGCCUUGAAUCCAACGAGACGAAGCCACCUUAUUGUAUACAUGCUUCAUCUUGUAGAGCUUCUUGGUCGUGCUCAACCAAAACUAAUACAUCACAAGCACAAGAUGGUUAGGAAUUUGAGGUCAUCCUCUUCUGAGCCUAUUAUUAAUGCCUUCAAAUACUUUGAGGAUAGCAAAAGUAACAUUAUUGCAGUUAAUCUUUUCACUGCGAUAUCACAUUCGACAACUAUGCAUGAUGAUGUUUGUUCUCUUGCACUCGACAAAAGCACUUCCUUGAUUCUUGUUCCUUUCCACAAAAGAUAUCAUUCCAAUGGUCUGGUGUCAUUUUCCAAACAUAAAUUAAAAAUAUUCAACCAUCAUAUCCUUGAAAAGGCACCAUGCUCUGUCGCCCUUAUUGUUGAACGAGGAUUUUUAAGGGUCUCCAAGUCUAUUGAAACCAAUUUGCAAUAUUUCCAAAUAGUUCUAAUCUUCAUAGGUGGCCCAGACGACCGUGAGGCAAUGUUCAUUGGGGCAAGAAUGGUUGGGCAUGUCAAUAUAAACUUGACAAUGAUUCGACUGCUGGACAACGGGAAUGUCCCAAAAGAUGAUGUUAAAGAAAGAAGGCUCGACGAUGAAGCAGUGGCUGAGUUUCGACAAAUUUUAUCAAACAACUACAGAGUGAGGUACAAAGAAGAGGUGGUGAAGGAUGGCACUAAAACAAUCUCUGUACUACGUUCGAUGGGGAGCAAUUUUGAUCUCAUAAUGGUUGGAAGACGACAUAGCCCAUUUUUAUCGCCGGUUCAAGGCUUGGUGCUUUGGAAUGAGCGCACAGAACUUGGGGCAAUUGGAGAGGUAUUGGCCACUUCAGAUUUCAUGGGGAAUGCAAUGAUCUUGGUUGUACAACAACACACAAGAGUGGCAAAUGAAGACCAAGAGAAUCCUCCAGAAACUAUUCCCAUGGAUGAAACUAAGUAG
Messenger RNA from Cucumis sativus (cucumber), 2424 nucleotides. Its product is annotated as cation/H(+) antiporter 15. Lineage: Eukaryota; Viridiplantae; Streptophyta; Magnoliopsida; Cucurbitales; Cucurbitaceae. Gene Ontology annotation, biological process: proton transmembrane transport; regulation of pH. The record is from RefSeq and is a predicted model, not a curated record. Gene Ontology annotation, molecular function: antiporter activity. Gene Ontology annotation, cellular component: endomembrane system; membrane. The coding region runs from base 1 to 2424 and encodes 807 amino acids. The transcript has 3 exons.